Molecule: messenger RNA, 2703 nt
Organism: Phodopus roborovskii (desert hamster)
Lineage: Eukaryota; Metazoa; Chordata; Mammalia; Rodentia; Cricetidae
Gene: Habp2
Product: hyaluronan binding protein 2
Exons: 17
Coding region: 1-2208 (735 amino acids)
Biological process (GO): proteolysis
Molecular function (GO): calcium ion binding; serine-type endopeptidase activity
Source: RefSeq, a predicted model, not a curated record
AUGACGGAUGGCAAUCAUGUAUCCCCACCAUUCUUCCCACACGCCUUCCUCCUGCAGCUGCAGAUGGCCCUGGGGGAAAAUGCAAUGAUGCCCACUGCACGGUGGUGUCACACACCUGGGUGGCACCUGUCUGAGUGUCUCUUACUGUCUGUCCCUUGCCUGACUCAUUUUUAUAAAAUUGCCACUUCCUGCUGUGCCCGCCUGGAGAACGAUGUGUAUACUUCCCGUGAGGGGCACAGGGACGCAUGUACAAUCUCAGUUCUCGCGACGUUGACGCAGGAGCAUCCUGAGUUCAAAGCUAAGACUGCAAGACUCCAGCUUCUAAACCAGAAGGCUGAAGAUGCCUCCCGUGUGGCCUCUGAGCUCGUGUUGCUCUCGGAUAAUCACGGCAUCAUCAGUUACCAGCAACCACCGGAGCAGCCGCUGUUUGAGCGCUGGCUGCACAUGCCCUGUGGGAUGGCUGCUGGGAGAGAGUCCCAGGAGUGGGUGCUCUUCUAUUCCAUUGACUUUGAAGAAGCAGAGUGGAAUUAUGGGGUGGGGGGACACAAAUGGCAUCCACACCUCCUGCUUCUGACACAGUGGAGGUUAGCGUCUGGAAACCGGUUCUCGCUGAUGUCCUUCAUUGCACCCCCAGACCCAGAUUGGAAGCCGGAUGACUAUUACAGCUACGAGCUUUCCAGCCCAGACGAAGUCCCCAGGGUCAUGCCGACCUCCCCUGAGAACCCUGAUUGGUACUAUGCAGACGAUGAUCCAUGCCAGUCCAACCCCUGCGAGCAUGGUGGGGACUGUCUCAUCAGAGGGGACACCUUCCGUUGUAACUGCCCAGCCCCCUUCUCGGGAAGUCGGUGUCAGAAUGCCCAAAACAAGUGCAAGGACAACCCGUGUCUCCAGGGCGAAUGCCUCAUUACCCAGAAGCCUCCUUACUACCGCUGUGCCUGCAAAUACCCCUACACGGGGCCAAACUGCUCCAAAGUGCUUCCUGCCUGCAGACCAAAUCCCUGCCAGCACGGGGGGAUCUGCUCCCGACACAGGCGGAGGUCCAGGGUUAGCUGUGCCUGUCCGGACCACUACAGGGGGAAAUUUUGUGAAAUAGGUCCGGACGACUGUUAUGUCGGUGACGGCUACUCUUACCGAGGCAAAGUGAGCAGGACAGUCAACCAGAACCCAUGCCUUUACUGGAACUCACACCUCCUCUUGCAGGAGAAUUACAACAUGUUCAUGGAGGACGCUGGGGCCCACGGGAUCGCAGAACACAACUUCUGCAGAAACCCAGAUGGAGACCACAAGCCCUGGUGUUUCGUUAAGGUUAACAGUGAGAAGGUGAAAUGGGAAUACUGUGAUGUCACAGUCUGUGCGGCCCCAGAUACUCCUGACCCAGAGGGAAGCCUUCUGGAGCCCGGGAUAGAGCUGCCAGGGUUCGACUCCUGUGGGAAGACAGAGAUAGCCGAGCACGCGGUCAAGCGUAUCUAUGGGGGCUUUAAGAGCACUGCAGGCAAGCACCCAUGGCAGGUGUCCUUGCAGACCUCACUGCCGCUGACCACCUCCAUGCCCCAAGGCCACUUCUGUGGGGGCGCCCUGAUUCACCCCUGCUGGGUACUCACCGCAGCCCACUGUACUGACAUCAGCACCCGACAUCUAAAGGUCGUGCUAGGGGACCAGGACUUGAAGAAGGCAGAAUCGCAUGAGCAGACCUUCAGGGUGGAAAAGAUACUGAAGUACAGUCGGUACAUUGAAAAAGACGAGAUUCCUCACAACGACAUUGCUUUGCUCAAGUUAAAGCCAGUGGAUGGUCACUGCGCUCUGGAGUCCAAGUAUGUGAAGACCAUAUGUUUGCCCAGUGACUCCUUUCCCUCAGGGACUGAGUGCCACAUCUCCGGCUGGGGUGUAACAGAAACAGGGGAAGGGUCCCGCCAGCUCCUGGAUGCUAAGGUCAAGCUGAUCUCUAACCCUUUGUGCAACUCCCGCCGACUCUAUGACCACACAAUUGAUGACAGUAUGAUCUGUGCAGGAAACCUGCAGAAGCCUGGAUCAGACACCUGCCAGGGUGACUCUGGAGGCCCUCUGACCUGUGAAAAGGAUGGCACUUACUUCGUCUACGGGAUUGUGAGCUGGGGUCAGGAAUGCGGUAAGAAGCCAGGAGUCUACACUCAAGUCACCAAGUUCCUGAACUGGAUCAAAACCACCAUGCACAGGGAAGCCGGCUUCUGAGGCGCUGCCUCCAGAGCCUGGGUGUCCCUCCCUCUUCUUUAGCACAAGACAAGAGGGGCUUCCUGGGCAGCCAGGGAUGCCCCUUCCAUCCCAGAAGACCAUGUAGCGGAAGGACCAUGCUCCGGACAGAGACGGUGCCCCCAGCCUGGGCCUUUCCCGGCACCAUUUCUUGAGGCCCACUCUGCCUGCCUCCCCUUGGGAGCCAAUGAGAAAUACGACAACUUCAGCUCCCCUUCUGACAAGUGCACCUUCUAGAAAAGCAGAAUUCACAGAGACUGUCUUCACCCCGGACAACUGCAAAUGUGAGGUUCCCGCAUGCCCAGCGCCAGCUCCAGGGAUGUCACCUUGACUCUUACUCCUCAGCCCACACCAAAAGCCAGGGUCCUGUGCAGAACUAGCCGACCUCACCCAGCCGCCAGAGAGAGGCCCUGAAACACGAGCUCCAGUGUUUGCUUUCAGAGCUGUUGUUUUAAUAAAGGCCGAUGUGGGGAUGGG